AAGUAAAGGCGCUUUGCCUCUAAAUAGAGCAGGCAGAUCCACGUCCACAUCUGUUUCUGGUUACUGAACACAAGACCAUUCACUUAAACUCCGCUACACUGCCAAACCAGCCAUCAUGGUGUCCCACAAGGAGUUUGAAACAGCGGGGAAGAAGCCAGGGCUCCAGGCUUGGCGUAUUGAGAACAUGGACCUGAAGCCUGUCCCCAAGGCCCUGAUUGGCAACUUCUUCACAGGGGAUGCCUACGUGCUCCUCUACACCACGCCAGCCCCUUCUCAUUACAUACACAUGUGGUUGGGGGAUGAGUGCUCUCAGGAUGAGAGUGGAGCAGCAGCAAUCUUUGCCACCCAACUGGAUGAUUUCCUGGGUGGGGGGCCGGUCCAGUUCAGAGAGGUCCAGAACAACGAGUCUCUUACCUUCCAAGGCUACUUCAAGUCUGGCAUCAAGUACCAGCAAGGAGGCGUGGCAUCCGGCUUCCAUCACGUCGUGACCAAUGACGCUAAUGUGAAGCGCUUGUUGCACAUCAAGGGAAGGCGGACCAUUCGAGCCACGGAGGUGGCCUUUUCCUGGGCCAGCUUCAACCAGGGAGACUGCUUCAUCGUGGACCUGGGAAAGGAUAUCUACCAGUGGUGUGGCAGUGAGUGCAAUCGCUUUGAACUUGUGAAGGCCUCCCAGGUGGCCAUUGACAUCCGGGACAACGAGAGGAAUGGCAGGGCCACCAUCCAGAUGGUGGAGGAAGGGGCGGAGCCACAGGCGCUCAUCGAUGCACUGGGCCCCAAACCCAGCAUUCCCCCUGGCACUCCUGACGAUGACAAGGUGGACAUCUCCAACAAGAAGAAGGCUUCCCUGUACAUGAUUUCCGAUGCAUCGGGCUCUAUGAAGUCGACCAUUGUGGCUGAGUCCAGCCCCUUCAAACAGGCCAUGCUGAACCUGGAGGAGUGCUACAUCCUGGACAAUGGAGUGGACCAGAAUCUCUUUGUGUGGAAAGGGCCCAAGGCAAACACGUCGGAGCGCAAAGCGGCCAUGUCUGCAGCCCAGCAGUUCAUCAAGGACAAGGGCUACUCCAAUAAGACACAGAUCCAGGUCCUACCAGCAGGAGGCGAGACCACUUUGUUCAAGCAGUUCUUCAGUGACUGGAAGGACAAAGACCAGACCACGGGCCCCACCAAGGCUUACGCCAUCGGCCGCAUCGCCAAGGUGGAGAAGGUGCCCUUCGAUGCCUCCACCCUCCACACCAACCACAGCAUGGCCGCCCAGCACGGCAUGGUGGACGAUGGAAAGGGCAAAGUCCAGAUCUGGCGCGUGGAGGGUGGCGAUAAGGUGGCUGUAGACGCCUCCUCCUAUGGACAGUUCUUUGGAGGCGACUGUUACCUCAUCCUCUACAGCUACAAGCUAGGAGGCAGGGAGCAACACAUCAUUUACACCUGGCAGGGGCUGAAGUGCACACAGGAUGAGCUGGCAGCCUCUGCCUUCCUGACUGUGAAGCUGGACGACUCUAUGGGUGGAGCGCCUGUCCAGGUGCGCGUGACCCAGGGCCAGGAGCCGGCACACCUGAUGAGUCUGUUCCAGGGGAAGCCCAUGGUGGUCUACAUGGGAGGGACGUCCCGUAAAGGAGGCCAGGCAAAAAGUGCCGCGACGCGCCUCUUCCACAUCCGUCAAUCCUCCAGCCGCGCCACCCGGGCUGUAGAGGUGAAGCCUCUGGCCUCGUCCCUGAACACCAACGACGUGUUUGUGCUAAAAUCUCCAGGCGGCACGUUUGUGUGGAGUGGUGUGGGAGCCAGCGAGGAGGAAAUGGCCGCAUCCAAGCACAUAGUGGCCACCCUGGGUGGCAGUGCCAGUAAUGUGUCUGAGGACAAGGAGCCAGAUGGGUUCUGGUUGGCCCUUGGAGGAAAGAAUGAGUACCAGAGCUCCAAGAGCCUGCAGAAGACGGUCAAACCCCCACGCCUCUUUGGCUGCUCCAACAAGACCGGACGCCUUAUUGUGGAAGAGGUUCCCGGGGACUUUCAGCAGACCGACCUGGCCACCGAUGAUGUCAUGUUGCUGGACACCUGGGACCAGAUCUUCAUCUGGAUUGGCAACGAGGCAAAUGAUGAGGAGAAGACCGGUGCGCCAAAAAUAGCUAAGGAUUAUGUGGACUCAGACCCUUCUGGACGCAAAGGACUGCCGAUUGUCUCCAUCAAGCAAGGGGCUGAGCCCCCAACCUUCACUGGAUGGUUCCAGGCAUGGGAUCACAAAAUGUGGGAAACAGACCCUUUGGAUAAGAUUCGUAGCCAGUUCUAAAUGCCAGCCGCUCCAGACCCCCCCCCCCCAGCCCCCCCCCCCCGAACCGUACGUGCCAAUGUGACCACGCCCAUUGCCAAUUCGACCACGCCCAUGCCACUGCUGUUUCAGAUUGGAUCAAAAAGCCACUAUCACUCCCUGUAUCUCUGUGGCAGCUUCUCUUCCCUAACAGUGCUGUGCAGUGGUAUUUCACUCUAGUUUCAGAGGGUCCUUCAUACUGUCGCUUUUCGAACAUUUACUUGGUAUGUCUUUUUUGUUUUCGGUUGGAGCAAAGACGAACUACGUCUUUAUGCGAGGCCUGUUGUUUACUUUGGCAGUUCAUUGAAUCCAACUGCUGUUUUGUUGCACUUUGUUUUCCUUUUGUGAAGUCAUGACAUGUGAUGCCACAUAGACUUGCAUCUUAUUUGAUGCAUGCUGCAUUUUAACAGGAUAUAUUUAGUACCAGUCAAAAGUUUGUUUCUGAAUAUUCAUGUAAACGGGUAAGUGUGUCUAAAGUUUUGACUGGUACUGCAUAUCUAGGGGAAUUAUGUCUGCUUUUUUCUACCUUAUUAUUGAUGAUUCUGAAAGGCUUUUGUUUUUGGCUUUUAAAUAAAUGUCUGAAGGAUUGUG
Esox lucius (northern pike) is the source of this 2887-nucleotide messenger RNA. RefSeq names its product scinderin like b (gene scinlb). The record is from RefSeq and is a predicted model, not a curated record. Lineage: Eukaryota; Metazoa; Chordata; Actinopteri; Esociformes; Esocidae. The transcript has 17 exons. Gene Ontology annotation, molecular function: phosphatidylinositol-4,5-bisphosphate binding; actin filament binding. Bases 116 to 2278 code for a protein of 720 amino acids. Gene Ontology annotation, cellular component: cytoplasm; actin cytoskeleton. Gene Ontology annotation, biological process: actin filament severing; actin polymerization or depolymerization; barbed-end actin filament capping.